Phyllostomus discolor (pale spear-nosed bat) is the source of this 4442-nucleotide messenger RNA. RefSeq names its product protein-L-isoaspartate (D-aspartate) O-methyltransferase domain containing 1 (gene PCMTD1). The record is from RefSeq and is a predicted model, not a curated record. The transcript is spliced from 6 exons. Bases 411 to 1484 code for a protein of 357 amino acids. Gene Ontology annotation, biological process: protein modification process. Gene Ontology annotation, molecular function: protein-L-isoaspartate (D-aspartate) O-methyltransferase activity. NCBI's taxonomy places the organism in Eukaryota, Metazoa, Chordata, Mammalia, Chiroptera, Phyllostomidae. Gene Ontology annotation, cellular component: cytoplasm.
AUUCCAGAGUGGGCGGAGCUGGAAUGGGGCGUCCCCAGGCCUUGUUGACUUCGGUGUCCUCUCUGAGCAGCCUGAGCGGCAGCGUUUCUUCGCGCAUGCCCAGGUCUCACACGGCUCCUCUGUCCGGGUCUGUCGGGCUUCCUCUGUUCUUGAUCCUGGCGCCGCCCCUUAACCCGGCUGCGUGUCUGGGGAGGUGUUGUGGCGGUGGAGGCAGUUAGCUGACCAAGUCGUAGUGGCUGAUCCUAUGCUCUGCUGCUGCUGGCUGUACUACCCCCACUGCACAGGAUUAACUUAUUUUUGGAAAUCAAGUGCAAUAUUAAAAGGAAAACAAACCAUACUGAACGUUAUUGGAAGCCAUUUCUGCUAAUUUUAUUACAUUUUAAAAUUUAUGAUUUGAUUUGAAUACUAUCAUGGGAGGAGCUGUGAGUGCUGGGGAAGAUAAUGAUGACUUAAUUGAUAACUUAAAAGAAGCUCAGUAUAUCCGCACUGAAAGAGUGGAGCAAGCCUUCAGAGCUAUUGAUCGCGGAGAUUACUAUUUGGAAGGCUACCGAGACAAUGCUUACAAAGAUUUAGCCUGGAAGCAUGGGAACAUACACUUGUCAGCACCUUGCAUUUAUUCUGAAGUUAUGGAAGCAUUGAAACUUCAACCAGGAUUAUCUUUUCUUAACUUGGGAAGUGGAACCGGAUAUCUAAGUACAAUGGUGGGCUUAAUUUUAGGUCCUUUUGGAAUAAAUCAUGGGAUUGAACUUCAUUCAGAUGUGGUCGAAUAUGCCAAGGAAAAACUGGAGAGCUUCAUCAAAAAUAGUGAUAGCUUUGAUAAAUUUGAGUUCUGUGAACCUGCAUUUGUGGUUGGCAAUUGCCUCCAGAUAGCAUCUGACAGUCAUCAGUAUGAUCGAAUUUAUUGUGGAGCUGGAGUCCAGAAAGACCAUGAAAACUACAUGAAAAUAUUGCUCAAAGUUGGAGGCAUUCUAGUCAUGCCUAUAGAAGAUCAGUUAACACAAAUUAUGCGAACUGGACAGAAUACUUGGGAAAGUAAAAAUAUUCUUGCUGUUUCAUUUGCUCCACUUGUGCAGCCAAGUAAGAAUGAUAAUGGCAAACCAGAUUCUGUGGGACUCCCCCCCUGUGCAGUAAGGAAUCUGCAGGACUUGGCUCGUAUUUACAUUCGACGCACACUUAGAAAUUUCAUAAAUGAUGAGAUGCAAGCCAAGGGGAUUCCUCAGAGGGCUCCACCCAAAAGGAAAAGAAAGAGAGUUAAACAGAGAAUUAACACUUAUGUAUUUGUUGGUAAUCAGCUUAUUCCUCAGCCUCUAGACAGUGAAGAGGAUGAAAAAAUGGAAGAAGAUAACAAAGAAGAGGAAGAGAAAGAUCACAGUGAAGCCAUGAAGCCAGAGGAGCCACCUCAGAAUUUACUGAGAGAAAAAAUCAUGAAGCUCCCCCUCCCUGAAUCUUUAAAAGCUUACUUGACAUAUUUUAGAGAUAAAUAACUUAAAUCACAAAGAAAGAAUGCCUACUGAUAAUUCCUUUAGUCUUGAAAGUAGCUUUUGUUAGAAGUUAAAAGAGAGAGAGAUCUUUCUUUCAUCAGAGUGAAUUAUAGUGGAGGGAAAAAAAUAUAAGUUGUUUCUGUCUUAGUAAUAAAAAUGAUGUAUUCAGUGAUUAAAAAGAAUCCCUUUUAUAAAAUAUAUUUUUCUUUAAAUCUUGGAAAAAUUGCUGUUUUAACUCAGAGUGACUUCAAGAGUGGAAUGCAACAAUAGUCAAGGCAUUGUGUACUGUAAAUCUUUUUCUGAUCAUUACAGAUUUGUAGUAGUGAGAGUUAGACUUCAUUUUAUAUAAGGUUAAAUAAUUAUUAAGCAUAUAUAAUCAUAUUUGAAUUGCAGUUACUUGCCUUUCCUUUAUGAAACUUUCUUAUCUAAUAAAGAAAUUAAAUGCUUUGUAGACCCACUUACCUUACUUUUUUUGCAUUCACUGUUGCUGAGUUACUGUAGAUGUAUUCCGGGCAGAUUAUGAGUGCAAUAACAAUACAGAUAUUGAAUAAUUUAGCUUUAAGAAAAGUUCCAUGGAAUUCAACAGCACUGCUACUUUUGCUUUUGAAUCUAUUGCCAAAAGACAUGGGGAAAAUACCUGCUUUUCAUAGAGAUUUUAAGAGCACACAUCAAGUGAACAUUAAAGUAAAAAGUAUAUGCUUAAUACAAUUCUUAAUUUGUAUGGACCCUUUACAUUUUCAGUAUUUAAAAACAAUGAAGUUACAUUACUCUCUGGAGUUUUAAAAGAUAGUAUAUUUAGGAUUGUUGUUUCUAUAGUCCACUGUAUAAAGAAUUUGGUUUUAAAAAAUCGGUUGUUCUAUAUGACUGUUGAUAGCACAGUGAGUGAAUGAAUAGGCAUGAGUGAUGGCCAAUUCUGGACCAUGCUUAGCAGGACCAGAGCAGAUUUGGUUAGCUGGUGCACUUUUGCAAAUGGAACUUCUAGUUCAUCUGAGUAUUUAUCUUUGACUGAGCAAGGCUAUAUCUGCUUUGAGAUUUACUUUCAUAGUAUAAGAAAUAUUCACAGGAAUUAUGUUUAGAUGCCUUCUGCUUUGAAAAUCUAGUUCAGAGUCACAGCAUAAUCUUUUGGACCUACUUUGUGCUUAUUUAAUUUCUUCCUAUUGUCUGUUGUUUCUUUUGAUAAAUUUAUAAUGAUUUUCAUUUUUUGCUUAAUGUCACAUACUUAAAACUAUCAUUUGUGUUAGUUGUAGCUUCUCAGUGAUAAUACAGGUAGUAGAUGAGAUUUUUAGUGUCUUUUCAUCAUACUGGGGCCUGAAAACAGUCAUUCCUUAUUAAGAAAUUAUAUAAUGUAACAUAUUUAGUAAUUACUGUUACAAGGAUUAUGUAUUUUUUGAAAGGAAAAAUUGAGAAUAUCACUUAUUCCCACCAGCAUCACUGCUAACAGUUGAUCAGAUAGGCUUGAAGAAACCCAAUCAGUGUAGAGUGAAAGGUUUCUUAUCUCUGUAAGUAGUCGACUAUUAGUAAUACAUACGUAUCUCAAAAAACUCAGUUCUAGUAAUUCCAGAUAUCUAAAACCAGUGUUUAAAAAUCUAAGCAUAAAUUACCCCAAAUAAAUUAGAAUAUUUUUGUCACAUAAAAGAUAAUUUCAUGGACAGUGUUUGUUUUUAUACCAGUGAUUGGAGACUGGGGUUACUCCACAAUUUAUCUCAGAUGAUUACUAAGCUGUUAUUGUAAGGAAAUGCCACAUCUCAUUUCUAUAGAGAAAAAUGGUUUCAUACAAUUGUCAUCUGUUAGAAAUGUUCAUCUUAUUUUGAAUUGAAUAUUAGUUUUAGAAGUUUAAUCUUGAGUUCCUGGUGCCCAUGUAUUUUUAUCUAGCACCCGCACACACACUCAUUUUGGGAGCAGAUGUUCAGAUAUGUAAAUGUACAUAUUCUUAAAUAAUUUUACAAUCAGGAGAGAAUUUUUGUUAAGGCUAAAUUUGAAGAUUGACUUACAUCUUUUAUUCUGUCAACCUUGGCAAAGUAUACUGUAGAUCUUCAUGAUUGCUUAUUUUUGUCAUUUAAAUGUAUCUUUUGUUUUUAAAAGCAUUCAUUUUACAUUCGUGACUUUAAAUAAACAGUAGAAAUAAAAAAGGAAAAUUCAAGUGAAAGACCUUUUAUGUAUUAAUGGGAAUAUAGUCAGACCUCAGUUCUCAAACAUCUCGGUUCUUGAACACUUUGAUUCUUAACCAAGUUGUUCACAGAAAAAAAUGUCUCAGUUGUUGAACAAACUUUGAGUCCCAAUUCUCUACCUGACAAUCCUUUCAUGCUGAUACUGGUAUAAUCAGUCACAUGUCUCUCAGAUGACAAAUAAAGGAGAUAAUGUUUUUGAACAAAUCACUUCUUGAACAGCGUUCCAGAAUGAAUUAAGUUCAAGAACCAAGAUUCCACUGUAUAUUAGAGUGAUUAAGAAUAUGUUAGGCUUGUAUUUAUUUUUUAAUGCUUUCAUAUUUACUUGAGUAUAGGUAAUCAUGCUUUAUAAUUGGAGAAGUAGCAAGUAAACUCAAUUGAAAAUGAUGAGGAAUAUAUUGAUGUGAUUUUAUAGCCAGAUGAAACUAUAGAAAUACUCUAAUCCAGUCAAUUAUUUUGCAAGAGAAAGUAGGCCUGGGGAAGUAGCAUGAUUUUCCUAAAUCAGCUAGUUGAAGAUGGCUCAAAAUAGCAUCCAGCAUCUGGUAAAUCCCAAGAGAUUUGUCAAUGGCACCAUAACUACUAACAAAAUAAUUAAAUCUAUACUGCUUAUUGGUUAAUAUAUUGGUUCUAGUAAUGAUAAAGGAUAUUGUUGCUAAAAUGGCAUAUAUGGUGAUUAAAAGAAAAGACAAAAAAUGUAAAGGUUGGUUUCUAGCUGUCUGGGGGGAAAAAAGUGAAAAAUAUCUGUUAAAUUAUGUAAAGACUUGGAAAUUAUUUUAAAUAAACAAUUGCAUAUAAU